This is a messenger RNA of Bipolaris oryzae ATCC 44560, 543 nucleotides long. RefSeq lists its product as uncharacterized. The record is from RefSeq and is a predicted model, not a curated record. NCBI's taxonomy places the organism in Eukaryota, Fungi, Ascomycota, Dothideomycetes, Pleosporales, Pleosporaceae. The transcript is spliced from 2 exons. The annotation marks the transcript as partial. Gene Ontology annotation, cellular component: nucleus. Gene Ontology annotation, molecular function: DNA binding.
AUGGGCAAGAUUACAACUCAGCUUGUUAUUACAGCUUCAGAGAGGAGAACACGGCCAAAAUCUAUUCAGCCAGGUGGUCGUGAGUGGGUAACAUUUAUCGCUGGGAUCAACGCGGCUGGCUGGGCUAUCCCACCGUUUCUUAUCUUUACUGGCAAACAUCACCUAUCUGCCUGUGACAAUGGCUGGACGAAUAAUGAGCUAGGCGUUGCAUGGAUAAAGCACUUCGACGCUCAUACGAAGACUCGCGUUAUUGGUACACGUCGUCUACUUAUCCUUGACGGCCAUGAGAGCCACCAAUCUCUUGAGUUCCAAGAGUUCUGUCAGAAGAACAAUAUCUACACUCUCUGUAUGCCGCCUCAUUCGUCUCAUCUACUCCAGCCUCUUGACGUUGGCUGCUUCUCGCCAUUGAAGCGCGCGUAUAGCCGCGAGGUAGAGAGCCUCAUUCGCCAUCACAUCAAUCACAUUACCAAGCUUGAGUUUCUACCAACGUUUAAGACGGCCUUUGAUCGAUCCUUCACGCCAGCCAAUAUCUACUCAGCUUUU